AUGACUUUGAAAAAUAGGCCAACAUUGGUAGAAACAGAUUUAAAUCUCACUGCAGCAGAUGGUGGUAAAUUGAACAUUUUAGGCACAGUUAACCUUCAGUUUAGCCUUGGGAAUGGUAGCUUUUGUCAUGAGUUUAUUGUUGCAGAGGUAGAUGACCUCAAGGGUAUUUUGGGAAUGGAUUUCCUCGAGCAACAUAAUGUGACAAUUCAGGUUGCACAAGGCUUACUGAUGUUAGCCGAUCAGCAACAUGUUCAGUUAGAAAGAGAUUACACUCCUGUAUGUACUAGGGUCAAGUUGUCUAAGAAAGUAGUCAUUCCACCUGAUAGUGAAAUCAUUGUACCAGGUUAUGCUGUAGGUGUCAAGAACACAUCUGUAAAUAAUCUAGUUGAACCAUUUCAGUUUCUACAAAAGAAAGGUCUAUUAGUUGCCAGAACCUUGGUUAAUCCAGAAAAUAUACAAUUUUCUGUAGCAAAUAUCUCAGAUAGGCCAAUAAAAUUUGACAAGCACACCACUGUAGCUUCCUUACAACCUGUAAAUAUUGUACAGUCAAAUACCAAUAGUGAGUUAGAUGUUGACGGUUCACGAGAGUUACCAGAACAUUUACAAUCUUUGUUUGAUAGAUCUUCCAAAUGCUUGACACAAGAACAAAAAUCAACUUUGUUCGACUUUCUAGUUUCCUACAAGGACAUAUUUGUUGGUCCGGAUGGAAAAUUCGGUAGAACUAAAUUAGUCAAGCAUAAGAUAGAUACUGAAGACCACAAACCUAUAAAGAUACCACCUCGAAGGUUACCAUUUGCACAGAGAGACAUAGUAGAAAAAGAAAUUCAGAAAAUGUUAGAUAACAACAUCAUAGAACCUAGUGAAAGUCCAUGGUCUGCCACCUUAUUAUUAGUAGAAAAGAAAGACAUGGAGAUUUUGUGUUGA
Molecule: messenger RNA, 924 nt
Organism: Saccostrea cuccullata (small rock oyster)
Lineage: Eukaryota; Metazoa; Mollusca; Bivalvia; Ostreida; Ostreidae
Exons: 1
Coding region: 1-924 (307 amino acids)
Source: RefSeq, a predicted model, not a curated record